AUGCUUACUAAACGUAAAAUUCGCAUAAUUUUUUUAUUUGAAUUCAAAAAAGACACUAGUGCAGCAAAAACAGCAGAAGAUAUUAAUGCUAUUUUUGGUCAAGUCAUUGAUAAUGACCACUUAAAAACGCUAAUUGAAGCCAAUUCUCAACAAACAGUUAGAAGGAUAUCAGAAGACCUUGGGGUUUCAAAAGAUACUGUUUAUCGCCUUUUAAAACAAAUUGGCAAAACAAAAAAAAAACGAGCAGGACAAUGGUUGGAUAACGAUGAAGCUUCAAAACAGUUUCCAAAACCCCAAUUAACGCCAAAGAAGGUGAUGGUCACUGUUUUUUGGUCUUCUGAAAAACUGGUUCACUAUGAAUUUAUGAAACCAAGUGAAACCAUUAACUCUGAAUCCUACUUCAAUAAAAAAAGUCCAAUUUUAUUACACGUAAAUGUCCGCCUACAUAUUUCAAAAACGACGCUCCAGAUGCUCAACGAAUUGAAAUUUGAAACUUUGCCCCACCCACCUUAUUCUCCACAUCUCGCUUCUACAGAUUUCUUUUUCUUCAAAAAUUUGGACCAAUUUCUCAAGGAUAAAAUCUUCAAUGACGAAGAGUCAAUUAAAAUUGUCUUUGAAGCUUUUAUUGCUUCUAGAGAAGCCAAAUUUUAUUCAAAUGGAAUGAAAAAACUUAUUUCACGUUGGGAACAAUGUGCAAAAGCCAAUGAUGCAUAUUUUUAA
This is a messenger RNA of Strongyloides ratti, 720 nucleotides long. Its product is annotated as Histone-lysine N-methyltransferase SETMAR. The record is from RefSeq and is a predicted model, not a curated record. Bases 1 to 720 code for a protein of 239 amino acids. Gene Ontology annotation, molecular function: nucleic acid binding. The transcript is spliced from 4 exons. Lineage: Eukaryota; Metazoa; Nematoda; Chromadorea; Rhabditida; Strongyloididae.